Paramecium sonneborni is the source of this 291-nucleotide messenger RNA. The record is from the annotation of a GenBank genome assembly. NCBI's taxonomy places the organism in Eukaryota, Ciliophora, Oligohymenophorea, Peniculida, Parameciidae.
AGUACUUAUGCUGAUGCGUUAUCCGAUUUUUAAAUGGAAUAAAAUAAUUCAAAGAGGAAAAAGAUUAACAAGAAGACCUAAAAACGGCUCUUAUGUAAAUGCUUCAGUUGAAUUGGUCUGAAAAAUCCAAAUUCUCCUUGUAGAGGUAAAAAAAUUCCAUCAUACAAAAAAAUAUCAAUAAUGGGUUUUUUUUUUCUCGUGAUUAUGAUUAAAAAAGUCUGAUGAUGAUAUAUCGCAAGUUAUAAUGGAAAUAAGAAAGCAAAAUUUUGAAGAAGGUUAAAAUGAUAUGAA